CGUCACGCAUUGCGUCGCUCAAUGACUCAAGCAAUACGUAUUUUAAUCAAUGGCCGACAGCGAAUCGUCGUUACUCGUGGCGCCAUUCUGAAAGCUGGAUGGCUAUAUAAUACACAAACCCAUUUUAGGCAAUCAUCUUCAUACAAACCCUAUUCAACUGAGUAGCAAUGGAGACUGAAUUUGAAGGAUUUGUCAUCGCCGGAGCAGGAAUUGCUGGUCUUGCCACUGCUCUAGCUCUCCACAGAGUGGGAAUAAAAAGCCUGGUGUUGGAGCAAGCUGAAAGCCUGCGUGCAACAGGAGGUGGCUUAGGAGUCUGGACUAAUGCCUGGAAGGCUCUCACAGCCCUCGGCAUCGCAGACCAGCUCCGCGAGCAACAUCCUGUUCUUUUACAAAGCUUUGAGUUGAUCUCUCUCGACCAAGGAAUGACUCGGAAUUUCUCUAUCCAAGCGAGCGACAGCGGCCAUGAGCUCAGGUGCGUGAAAAGGGCAGCUUUACUGGAGGCCCUGGCCACAGCUCUUCCUCCGGACACCAUUAAAUACAACUGUAAAGUCCUCCGUGUGCGGCAAUCUCUGAGUUCCAAAUAUUCGUCGGAAACAGAGCUGGAGGACGGAACCGUUAUCAGAGCAAAGGGAGUGAUUGGUUGCGAUGGAGUGAGGUCAGUGGUAUCACAGGGGUUUCUAGGGCUUCCGGCUCCCACCAGUGCAGGACGUUGCGGGAUUCGGGGAUUGGCGACCUACGCGGACGGUCAUGGUGCCUCACCAAGUCUUCAGAUGCAUUUCCUCAACGGAGUCACCUUUGGUCGCAUGCCUGUCAACGACAAAGAACUUUUCUGGUUCAUAGUUCGCAAUCCGCCGCCUCAAGAUUACGCCGAAAUCUCCCAUGAUCCACUGCGAAUACGUGAAUUCAGCUCGUCUCUGUUAAAGGAUUUUCCUUCCCAAAUCAAAGAUGUAAUAGGGCUGACAGCCACCGACAGUCUGAAUAUGGCAGUUCUGAGAUUUAAAUGGCCGUGGGAUAUUUUAAAUAAUAGUGCGUAUAAAGGCAGCGUGACGGCGGCGGGAGAUGCAGUGCACCCCAUGACUCCUGAUCUUGCACAGGGCGGCAAUUCUGCGCUUGAAGAUGCCAUUGUUCUGGCCAGAUGUUUAGCAGAAACCCUGAAUGGAAGGAGUAAUGCUGAUAAUGAAGGGCAAAUUGUGGAAAAGGCAUUGAAGAAAUAUGUAGAUGAAAUGAAGUGGAGAUGGGUGUGGCUUGUGAGCCAAGCAUACAUCACAGGAGUAGUGCAACAGGGUUCUUCUCGUUUCAUCAGAUUCAUUAGAGACAACAUUGCUCUCAAGUUCAGGUCACCCAAGGAUAUGUUUAUUCAUGCAACUUAUGAUUGUGGGACCCUUCCCACUGUAAAUCCAAUCUGAGAUUUCAGCUACAGGAUUCAUCUGCUACAUCCUUUUUCUUAAUAUGUAAUGGAAUCCAAAUCAAGCGUGGCCCCUCUCCCCUGUAAUGCCUCCUCUGCUGAUUAACUGAGCAAUAAUGUUCUUGUCCUCAAUCAAGCCAAACGUUUUGCUUUCAAUCAUUAUUUAAGUUAACCGACAAUGGAGUUGGUUUGUGUGGGCCCCCUCCGCUACAAUCUUUAAUUUUCAUGAAUUAUUAGACGGUAUUGUCUUGAUAACUGUCCUCUUCAAUUUUGACACGCUUUUAUGA
Molecule: messenger RNA, 1692 nt
Organism: Cryptomeria japonica (Japanese cedar)
Lineage: Eukaryota; Viridiplantae; Streptophyta; Pinopsida; Cupressales; Cupressaceae
Product: monooxygenase 2
Exons: 6
Coding region: 168-1406 (412 amino acids)
Molecular function (GO): FAD binding
Source: RefSeq, a predicted model, not a curated record